UUUUUUUUUUUUUUUUUUUUUCCUUUGUAGUCCUGAAACUUUAAAGUCUAAGGAGAAAACUGGAGUCUGCCACAGACCAGGGUGCUUCUACACUGGUGCAUUCUCUUCUGAAAGAGGAACAGCUUCUGAAGGGUGGCAGCAAUGACAGGGACGGAAAGAAAACGGAGUGGAGUGUGGAGGAAGAUCCGGGCUGUUGGCGUUGAGGACAUCAAGCUGUGGUGCACAAGAAGGCUGCCCAUUCUGAAAUGGGCACCCGCCUACAAUUGGAGGGAAAAUUUGGUUCCUGAUGCAGUUUCUGGGGUGAUGCUAGCCAUUCAACAGGUGACCCAAGGGCUGGCCUUUGCUGUUCUGUCUUCAGUCCAUCCAGUUUUUGGUUUAUAUGGCUCUUUAUUCCCUGUGAUUAUUUAUGCAGUCUUUGGAACGGGACGCCAUGUUGCAACUGGAACUUUUGUUUUAACUUCUUUAAUAUCUGCCAAUGCAGUUGAACGUCUUGUUCCUUCAGCCAAUGCUAGUUUCACUACAAGCAAUGAUUCAGGAGUCCUGGGCCUCUCCGAGUUUGAAAUGCAGAAGAUAGGAGUUGCUGCAGCAGUCUCAUUUUUAGGAGGACUCAUUCAGGUAGCAAUGUUUCUGCUGCACUUGGGCAGUGCCACCUUCUUGUUAACAGAGCCAGUGAUAAGUGCAAUGACAACUGGAGCAGCGACACAUGUUGUGACUUCGCAGGUGAAGUAUCUGCUGGGCAUGAAAAUGCCAUACAUCUCCGGACCAUUGGGAUUUUUUCAUAUUUAUGCCUACAUAUUUGAGAAUAUCAGAUCAGUUCAGCUGGAGGCUUUGCUUCUGUCCCUGCUGAGCAUUGUGGUGCUUGUUCUUGUUAAAGAGUUGAAUGAGAAAUUUAAAAGAAGUAUUAAAGUAGUUCUUCCUAUCGAUCUAGUUUUGAUAAUCGCUUCUUCCCUUGCCUGCUACUACGCUGAUAUGGAAUACAUCUACGGGCUAGAAGUUGUGGGACAUAUUCCUGAAGGGAUACCAUCACCAAGAGCACCACCCAUGAGUGUCCUCCCUGAAGUGGCCACUGAAGCUUUUGGAGUAGCCCUGGUUGGUUACGCAGCCUCUCUAGCUCUAGCCCAAGGCUCUGCUAAAAAGUUUAAGUAUUCGGUGGAUGAAAAUCAGGAGCUUUUGGCUAAUGGCCUCAGCAACGUGAUUCCUUCAUUUUUCUUUUGCAUACCAAGUGCUGCAGCGAUGGGACGUACAGCACUUCUAUAUAGUACGGGCGCCAAAACACAGGUGGCUUGCCUUAUCUCUUGUACAUUAAUUCUUGUAGUGAUCUAUGCAGUCGGACCCUUGCUAUAUUGGAUGCCCAUGUGUGUUCUAGCAAGCAUCAUUGUUGUGGGCUUGAAGGGGAUGCUGAUGCAGUUCCGUGACUUAAAAAAAUAUUGGAAUGUGGAUAAAGUAGACUGGAGCAUAUGGGUUAGUACCUAUGUGUUUACAAUAUGCUUUGCUGCUAACGUGGGACUGUUGUAUGGAGUUGUCUGCACAAUCUCAGUUGUGAUUUUCCGCUUUUCCAGAGUAAAGACACUGAAUUUGAAAAAUAUGAAAGAGGUGGAUUAUAAAUACAAAACAGAAGAAAACUGUGAAUCAUUGAAACAGGCACAGAUAAUUUCAAUCAAUAACCCAUUAGUCUUUCUGAAUGCCAGGAAAUUUCAUGAAGAUUUGAUAAAAAUAAUCCAGAAGGACAGCACAAGCACUCAAGCAUAUGAAGAUAUAAACAAGUGUGAGCAGAAUGCGUUGCUCUGUUCACUUUCCAAUGGAAGUUGUUGUGGUGAGUCCUUGUCUCAGCCAUGCCACGAGCAGCGACAGGCUUUGAUACUAGACUGCAGUGGACUGAAUUUCUUCGACUAUACUGGAGUCUCAAUGUUGCUUCAGAUUUACAUGGAUUGCAAAAGCAGACACAUUGAUGUGUUGCUAGCACACUGCAAAGCUUCCUUGAUAAAAGCUAUGCAGUAUGGAGGAAACCUGGACUCUGAAAAUCCCAUCUUCUUUGAGUCUGUUUCUUCUGCAAUCAGUGCCCUUCAAAUCAACAGGAAUUACAGCAAAUUCAGUGAACAAAGUGAAAUGUAAUGUCGACACACUGCAUGUGUUUUUUUUGAUCUGCUCAUAUUUGGAGUGAAUACACCACAGUUUUUAUUUGGCUUCUUUUUUCAUCAGGAGAUCUUGCAGAAGAURUUUUGUAUAACAUAUAUGUUUACUGCAUUUAGCAGUGACAGGUCUGCAGAGAAAGAGAAAAAAAAUCAGAUACC
This is a messenger RNA of Nothoprocta perdicaria, 2291 nucleotides long. RefSeq names its product solute carrier family 26 member 7 (gene SLC26A7). The record is from RefSeq and is a predicted model, not a curated record. NCBI's taxonomy places the organism in Eukaryota, Metazoa, Chordata, Aves, Tinamiformes, Tinamidae. The transcript is spliced from 18 exons. Gene Ontology annotation, molecular function: bicarbonate transmembrane transporter activity; oxalate transmembrane transporter activity; chloride transmembrane transporter activity. Gene Ontology annotation, cellular component: membrane. Gene Ontology annotation, biological process: transmembrane transport. The coding region runs from base 142 to 2112 and encodes 656 amino acids.